Rana temporaria (common frog) is the source of this 5850-nucleotide messenger RNA. RefSeq names its product up-regulator of cell proliferation-like. The transcript is spliced from 3 exons. Gene Ontology annotation, biological process: regulation of apoptotic process. Bases 175 to 5166 code for a protein of 1663 amino acids. Lineage: Eukaryota; Metazoa; Chordata; Amphibia; Anura; Ranidae. The record is from RefSeq and is a predicted model, not a curated record. Gene Ontology annotation, molecular function: GTP binding.
AUAAAUCCCGGCCAGAUACUGGAGAUGUUAGUUUCAUUUCUCCGGAAUCGCUCUGCAUUUCCACUCCACACCCUCCCUAUAUAUAUAUGAGAACUGAGCUGAGAGGCACCAGAUAUCCCGAUCUCUUCUCCCCAGAACAGGACAAUGGAUGGAAGACUGUGAAUAACUUUCAACAUGUCAUCUUCUGAGGAAGUGUCACAGACUUUAAGCAGCCUGAAAGAGAAACUACUGCAAGUAUUUGAGGAAGAUGUGGAUGGUUUGUGUGAUGAGUUGGACUCCCUCCAUCUCCUAUCUCUGGAGGAAUACAUGGAUCUCCAGUAUGAUGAGGAUCCCGGAGUGAGAGCUGAAAAGAUGAUCGACAUUAUACUUCAGAAGGGGGAACCAGCCUCAGAAAAAUUCCUAUAUCAUCUGGAAAAUAUCAUUUCAAGGUUUCCUAGCCUGUCCAGGUUGCCUCAAUUCCUCCAGGAAGGCAAGAAGAAAAAAUUUCAGGAACUUUUGCAACAACUUGGUAUAAAACACCACCUGACUUCAAAAGUGACCUUGAGCGAUAUCCUAUGUAUCGGGUCAGAAAAUCUCAGUUUAGAUGAGCCGUGCAGUAUGAAGGACAUUCCAUGGCACUUCCUGAAGAACCUCAUGGCUUUGAACAGGACCUCACGAAACACCCAACUCAACAAGGAUAAGAAUAAUCAAGAAUCAAAUGAUGACAAUGUUUUUGAUGUGUUUAAAGCUGAACAUGAUACAGCAAGUGUCAUUCACCCCCUGGAUGUCCUGUGUGCAGUAUUGCAUUGUUCAGACAGCUUUCUGCAACAAGAGAUUGUAACCAAAUUGUCCAUGUGCCAGUUUGCCGUCCCUUUGCUGCUCCCUACAGGUGAUGGGUCACAAUGCAACUUUCUGCUCUGGGCAAUGAGAGAUAUCGUGAAGAAGUGGAGACCUCAGUCACUAUCAGAAAGUAAAGGGUUCAGAGAAGGAAAUGUUGUUAAUACCAUAAUGCCAAUCUUCUCUUUUGUCAGAUUAGGGGAAAAUAAAUUGUCCAAAUCUAAAACCCUAAACUACAUUCUAAAUCCAGCUCAACAAUAUCACAACUUUUUCAUUCACCAUGAUAUGGAGGGAGGAAACAUUGAGAGGAAAAUAUCUGAUGGACUGGUGGAAAUGUCCUGGUAUUUCCCUUGUGGAAACUCUGAUAUUUUCCCAGAGCCCAUCGCAGUGACCAACUUACGAGGAGACCUGGAGACCAACUGGGACCAGUUCACGUUUCUGACACGAGUAUCAUCAAUAGUGUUUAUAUUCAUUGAGAGUAUUUCUGAGAGUCAGUACAAACUGUUAUCAACCUGUGAUAACACCGACACCCAGUAUUAUUUUAUUGUUACUCCAGGUUCAGGCAAGGAUAUUGGCCAAGAAACGCAGUGCUUUUUGAAAUGCCUAAUGGAACCAUUAAAAUUUUGUAAAAAGCAAAUUAUAGUCAAAGUGAACAAUUCAAAUGAUGCCACAUUUGUAAAGAAGAUACAGAACAUCCUUGAAAGCUUAUUAAGUGAAGGACUCCAACAACUGGCAAUAGAGAGUAUGAAGAAUAAAACACAUGGACUUCAGAUUGAUGUCGAUGAGAACUUUCCCGCAUGUCAGAAAGCAAGAGCAUAUGCAUGUAACAUUACCUCUGUAAUAAGAGAUGUGGAAAUAUAUAAGAAAGAAGUGCUGAAACUCCAAGGAGAUCUUUGGAAACAACUGUCCAAAGUAGAAAAGGAGCUUUGUAGAAUGACCAACCAAGGUGAGAAAAAUGCCCAACAAUAUCAAGAUGAACUUAAAAGGCAACGUGUUUUACUGCAAAAGGAGCAACACCAACAUGCUUUGCCUGAUGCUAUAACGUUAUUUAUUAAUGCAAUUACUCAUCUAUCUCAGGCAGAAAAACAGUACUUUUUGAAAUGGAUGAAAAUAGAACUUGAUUUGAUUGCCAGGAGGAACCUGUCUGCUCUACAGGUGGAGUACAAAGAAAAAUGUAAUAGCAGGUCAGAUAAUCCAGAGGAAUUGAAGCAGGUAGACCAAAAAAUCGCAGACAGUUCUUUAGGAAUUGAACAUUUCCUACGUGAGUUGGGUCAGUUUUAUGAAGCUGAAUGUUCUAUGGUUAAAGAAGGAAUUAUUACAGCAGACAUAGCACAGUUUACUAGGCUUCCAGGGGUUGCUACUGACCUUCUCUUGGAUGGAUUUCCAUUAGAGUUGAUUGAUGGAGAUUCCUCUAACAUCCCUAUGAAAUGGAUAACUGAUGUGUUGACUGAGCUGGACAAUAGGGUAGGGCAAAAUGGUAAAAUUAGAAGUAAAUUAAGGGUAAUAACUGUGAUGGGAGUGCAGAGUACAGGAAAAUCCACACUUCUGAACACCAUGUUCGGUCUGCAGUUUCCGGUGGCCAGUGGAAGAUGUACACGAGGAGCCUUCAUGACUCUUUUAAAAGUAAAAGAAAACUUCCAGGAGGAGCUGGGCUGUCAGUUUAUUCUGGUAAUUGACACUGAAGGAUUGAAAGCUCCAGAGUUGGCCUCUUUGGAGGACAGUUAUGAACAUGACAAUGAACUGGCCACACUAGUGGUUGGGUUGAGUGAUAUCACCAUAGUCAAUAUGGCCAUGGAAAACACAACAGAAAUGAAGGAUAUUUUACAGAUUGUGGUCCAUGCUUUUCUUCGGAUGAAAGAAGUUGGAAAGAAACCCAACUGCCAAUUUGUACAUCAGAAUGUCAGUGAUGUGUCAGCUUAUGAAAAGAACAUGAGAGACAGGAUGAAACUUCUAGAACAAUUGGAUGAGAUGACAAAAGUGGCUGCAAAAAUGGAGAAGAAAGGUGGAAUUACAUCAUUCAAUGAUGUGCUGGACUACAAUCUGGAGAAACACAGCUGGUACAUUCCUGGUCUGUGGCAAGGGGUCCCCCCAAUGGCCCCUGUGAACUCUGGGUACAGUGAAAAUAUCCAUAAGCUAAAGCAGUAUUUAUUUGAGUUCAUGAAAACCCAUAAUGCAUCUUUCAAUAUUUCUGAAUUUAUCACAUGGAUAGAAAGUUUGUGGAGAGCGGUGAAACAUGAAAAGUUUAUCUUCAGUUUCCGCAACAGUCUGGUAGCUGAUGCUUAUAAUACGUUGUCUAUCCAGUUUUCACUAUGGGAAUGGGAAUUCUCCAAAAAAGUCUACAACUUUGUCAUCACCACUGAAAAUAAUAUAAAAAACCAGUCAGCUGAGAGUCUGGAUUCAGAAACUUGUGAAGAAUACAGGAGAGAACUUUGCCAGCUGGUGUCUGAGGAGGAAAACAAAAUGCUGGACUUAUUAGAAAAAUAUUAUAACAGUAAAUCUGAAAAUGUUCAUCUUGUAGAACGUUAUCGGGAAGAUUUUAGAAUGAGCGUACAGUUCCUAAGAAGAGAAUUAGAAAGAAACGCUCUGAUCAAAUGUAGUGUAACAGUUUAUAUCCAGAAAGGGAAGUGUGGGGUCCAAAACAUCCAGAAUCAAUACCAGAAGUUGAUAGAAGAGAAAAUUGGUUGUCUCCUGGAAAGUGGUAGAGAGAAAAAAGCUACGCUAAGUGAUGAGGAAAUAGAACAAGAAUUUGAGUCCAUGUGGGAGAAGACACUGGCAGAUUUACAAAUAAAGAAAUUAAAAAGACGUAAUGUUUAUCAAGCAAUUUUACAUCAGCUGAGGAAUGACCUGAGUAGAAGCGGUUCUGCUAUACAUGAACAAUUAAAGAAUGUAAAUCUAGAAAACGUUGGGCAAUUUGGAAUGUGUGAACAUCACAUUGAUUAUUCUUUCGGGAAACGUAUAAAAAACACUCUGGGUUUUCAAAAUAAGACACCUGAAAUGCUAGAAAAAUUUGCUUUCUCACUAAUAGAGAUGUGUAAAAAGUACAUGGAAGAAAAAGUUACAACUGCACAAGAUUACGAUAACACCCACUGCCAAGAGUUAUUACAAGUUAUCAACAAACAACUUGAAAGUAACUGUGACUUUCCAUAUACAAUAUAUUUUGAGCUAGAUAUAAAACUUACCAUUUGUGGAAAAGCGGCUCAAAUGUUUCAGAAGAUGCAUGAUGCAUUUAUUAAAAAUAAUGACCCAACAGCUUGUCUGGAGAACCUCAAACCUCAAUACCUUUCCACAUUUCUCAGUAUAUUUCAAGAGAAAGAUGAAAACCAGAACAGAGCCCGACAAUUCUGUGAGCGAUGUCUCAAACCAGCAAUUACUGAUUAUGUCUUCAAACAUCUUGGAGAAAAAAUGGUGGAUGAUAUCUUAAAUAGCUCCGACAGCAUUACCUUCAGUAGCAGAAGCUUUUUUCAGUGUAACAUACUAGAGGAAUUAUUGGAAGAAAUGUCAUUCCCAAAGUAUGUAAAAUAUAUUCAGUCAUGUAAGGGGUUCUCUAAAACCUGGAUAUUAGGUUAUAUCUCAAAAAAGUAUAACAGCCCAACAACUUUAGAAAAAUUAUAUCAAAAUAUUCUCUCCUCCAUAAAGGUGGAAAUUCAAACAGUGCUUGAAGAGAAGUGCUUGGAAAGCCAGAAUAUAUCAUCAUUUUUAGAAAAUGUGUGUGGGAAAUUACGAAGGAAACUGGUAAUACCACAGAAUGAGAUGAAAGUGAUCACUUUCUACAACACAGCUGUAGUUGAGCAGUUCUCAUCUGACGUUCAACACUUCCUCACAGAGACGGAACAACAAAUCCUAACAGAACUGAGAUCCUUGGAUAUUGAGUCUGUACUUUCCAAAGUGUUACUGAAACCUCAGGAUGAGUUGUGCAGGAAGGUGGUCGGAUGUGGAAAGCAGUGUCCAUUCUGUAAAGUCCCAUGUGAAGCUGGAGGUGGAGACCAUACGGAGCACUUUUCAUCUAUCCACAGACCUCAAGGGCUGGGAAGAUAUAGAUCGAACACUGAUGAAACUUUGACGAUUGACAUCUGUUCCACUGAUGUUGUAUCCCAAGGCAGUUUUAGUAAUUCAGACACAAAUCAAAAUUGGCAUCCAUACAAAGAGUAUCGUACAUAUUAUCCAGAUUGGGCCAUCCAGCCUGACCCCAGCAUUGAGUCCUCAGAUUACUGGAAAUACAUAUUUGUAAAGUUUAAUCAGAAAUUUGCAGAAGAAUACUGGGCAAAAUCAGCUGAACUUCCAAAAGACUGGAAGAAAAUCACUAAAGAACAAGCUCUUGGCAGCUUAAAGAAAGUGUUUAAUAUGAAUUAACGUAACAAUUGUCUGCAAUAUGCUUCACAAACUAAACAUAAGCCAAAAAAAAAAACUGUUCUACAUUAUAAAUGUUGUAGCAAAAUUGAUUUCUCAUCUCGGUAAAACCCCUCAGCUUCUUGUUUUACUGCUCAUAGCUACGUAACUUUGAUAAUUAAAGUGAAACUGUGCCUAACAUAUUGACAUUUAAGUAUUUACAUAUUCUUAACAAUCGCUAAAUCCGCUUUAAAACAAGCCCUUACUGACUUCUGGAGCUGCAGACACUGUGGAAUAGUUCAUCCAUAAAGUUCACAGCAGCAGAUGCUGUAGGCUAAAACUGACCACAACUCAACUUCAACUCAACUGCAGAGUCCCUGCAAUUAACUUUGAUGCUAAAUUAUUCCCCAGUGCCUGUAGCUACAGAGGUCAGUGAAGGAUAUAUAAUGCUCAUAUGCUGCUGGCUAAAGUGUAUAUAUUCCUGGAAACUUUACUUAAAAUUUUGUUUAGAGAAAUGAAGGGUUGAAACCUUUGUCAAGUUUGUAUUGCUGUCUGUGUCCCCAUUGGGGAGUUCCACUUUUCUUUUUAUCCAGGUGAAUGAUGGCCAUUGUCACCCAGACAGAAAGUAGGAAAUCCAAAACUUUACAUUUUGUCACCAUAUUAAAAGAUGAGGGGCCAGAUUCUCAGAAGAGUUACGCCGGAGUAUCU